AAGGCAGAGAUGGCGACUGCGACUCGGCUGCUUGGGCGGCGUGUGGCGAGCUGGCGGCUGUGGCCGCCGCUGCCGCCGCUUGCCGGCCUUGUUUCCCAGCGAGCCCACUCGCUGUUGCCGGUGGACGACGCGAUCAACGGGCUGAGCGAGGAGCAGAAGCAGCUUCGUCAGACCAUGGCUAAAUUCCUUCAGGAGCACCUGGCCCCCAAGGCCCAGGAGAUUGAUCAAAGUAACGAGUUCAAGAACCUGCGGGAGUUUUGGAAGCAGUUGGGGAGUCUGGGAGUACUGGGCAUCACAGCCCCUGUUCAGUAUGGCGGCUCCGACCUGGGCUACCUGGAACAUGUGCUGGUGAUGGAGGAGAUAUCCCGAGCUUCUGGAGCAGUGGGGCUCAGUUAUGGUGCCCACUCCAACCUCUGCAUCAACCAAAUUGUGCGCAAUGGGAAUGAGGCCCAGAAGGAGAAGUAUCUCCCCAAGCUGAUCAGUGGUGAGUACAUCGGAGCCCUGGCCAUGAGUGAGCCCAAUGCUGGCUCUGAUGUCGUGUCCAUGAAGCUAAAAGCUGAAAAGAAAGGAGAUUACUACAUCCUGAAUGGCAACAAGUUCUGGAUCACCAAUGGCCCUGAUGCUGAUGUCCUUAUUGUCUAUGCCAAGACAGACCUGGCUGCUGUGCCAGCUUCUCGGGGCAUCACAGCCUUCAUCGUGGAGAAGGGUACUCCUGGCUUCAGCACCUCCAAGAAGCUGGACAAGCUGGGGAUGAGGGGCUCUAACACCUGUGAGCUAAUCUUUGAAGACUGCAAGGUUUCUGCUGCCAACAUCCUGGGCCAUCUGAGUAAGGGCGUCUACGUGCUGAUGAGUGGGCUGGACCUUGAGCGGCUGGUGCUGGCUGCUGGGCCCCUCGGGCUCAUGCAAGCCGUCCUGGACCACACCAUUCCCUAUCUGCACAUGAGGGAAGCCUUUGGCCAGAAGAUCGGCCACUUCCAGGUGAAUGGCAUACUUUUGCUGAAAUGUACUCUCAUUGAGCUGAAGUCUUCUUUAAAGAAUGAGGAAGUGGGGCAGCUGAUGCAGGGGAAGAUGGCCGACAUGUACACCCGCCUCAUGGCAUGCCGGCAGUAUGUGUACAACGUCGCCAGGGCCUGUGAUGAGGGCCACUGCACUGCCAAGGACUGCGCGGGGGUGAUUCUUUACUCGGCUGAGUGCGCUACACAGGUAGCCCUGGAUGGCAUUCAGUGUUUUGGUGGCAAUGGCUACAUCAACGACUUUCCCAUGGGCCGCUUUCUUCGAGAUGCCAAGCUGUAUGAGAUCGGGGCUGGGACCAGUGAGGUGAGGCGACUGGUCAUCGGCAGAGCCUUCAAUGCAGACUUUCACUAGACCCAGGACUUCACCCUCUUUUCCCAGCACCUGGAGGCCUUCCUUUGGAAGCGGACACCCACGGCAGCCGCUAUUGCUCAGCUGCCCUUCUUGCCUUAGCCCUGUGGCCUUUGCAUGAGAUUGAGUUCUCCACAAUGGCUGCCACGCCCUGUGGGCCUCACAGCUGGACCAGCCAGCCCGGAAGGCGUUCAGUGGCUUAAAAUGGACUCGGCAGGAGGCAUACUGGCUUUUCUGGGGGUUGUUAGGAUGGGCUUUGGUGACUCUGUGCCCUUCCUCUCUAACUUCCAAGCCUGAUGCUCCUAUUUCCAAAUGCAGGCAUCUGGGGGUGUGCAGGCACCCACCCCUUUCUCUUGGGUGAGCCUCAGACAGGGAACCCUCUCUGCUCAAGUACAGCAAAAGCAUUGCCUCAUCCAUUUACUGGAACUUGGUAGUCUCUUUUCUAAGUAAAAAGCCAAAAACCUAGCCCUUGUUUCUGCCAGUUUCUAGAGGCAUUGGCUCCCAACUGCUUGUGAACACCUGUGCUGCAAAGAGCCCACAAUGGGGCAGAAGGCAGCAAGCUUUUGGGAUCAGCUCAACGCUGGCCUCCUUGGCAGCACCUCUGAGCCCUUCCGCACUGCUCUGCCACAGGCACUGCCCAGUCCUGGCCGCGUGACCAUCUGCAGCGGACUGGGCAGCAGGGACAGGCCCUGCCCGAGCAGGCCUGAGUUGGCUGGCUCCAGUCAGCCGAGGCUGCCUGCAUACAUUUCUCUAGACACCCUAACACUAAUUUUGUUACAACUGCAUAGCGGCUGCUGCCAUUUUGUAUUUAAUACAUCGUGAAGCAAAUCCACCUGCUUCUAAAGCAGUUUUUGGGGAGAAGCAAUCAACUUGCUGCUGCCUCCUGUCUGGAUCCAGCGUGUGUCCUUGGAGAGUGGCUGGUCCAGGUCCUAUUUCUGCCCUCCAGCCUCCUCUUUGGCAGUGGGUGAAAAGAGGGUAGAAUCAUCAUCCCUUAGGAUAGAGAAGGUCUCAGCCUCCCUGUCCCAGAUCUCCCAGUAAUUUUUAAAGGAAGGAGAGAGCUCAGAGUGGAAGGGUCUUGGAAUUAGAAAGAAGCUUAUACAUUUCUGGAAGUCAUCCCUAAGUUUUUUAAAAGAUCAAGACAAUCUGACUUUCUCAAGGUCAGAACUGGAGCUAGAAUCCAGAUCUGCUAGCGGCAAAAAAAAUGGGGGUGAUUUCAGAGAGAAUUCUAGUUUGGAGCCCCACUGCACAGCAACCUGGAUGGAGCAUGGUCUGAGAGUGGAAUGGGUCUGGGUUGUUCCACCCCUUCUAAGUUUCUAGAAGAGGGAACUGGUUUUCUUGGCUUCCUAAAGGAAAGCAGAUUUUCCUGGCUCGCAGCCCAGCUGCUCCUGGUCCUGGCUUUUGGUCCUGGCCUGUGGCCAAGUGCUGUUGCCAGUAUGAGGCUUGACACAGGUGAGGUUAGCUCCUCACCAGCCCCAGCCCAGUCCCAUCCAGGGCUCACACGCUGUCUCUUCACUUCUUCAUCCUGCCCCCUGCUGUGUUGGAGUUGAGUAUGACCAAAAUGAUCUUUCUGGGUCAAUGUGUAGCUGGAACGACCAGAUGGAGACACGUGACAGAAUGGGUGGUUGUGUCCACCAGAGCCCUGCCAACUUGGGGAGAGGGUGCUUGUUCUCCUGAUGCUAUGUGUGAAGUAGAAAAAUGUUUAAAAAUAAAACUAAAAAACAAAGUGAA
Messenger RNA from Cynocephalus volans (Philippine flying lemur), 3090 nucleotides. It is a transcript of the gene IVD, whose product is annotated as isovaleryl-CoA dehydrogenase. The record is from RefSeq and is a predicted model, not a curated record. The transcript is spliced from 12 exons. Gene Ontology annotation, cellular component: mitochondrion. Gene Ontology annotation, molecular function: 3-methylbutanoyl-CoA dehydrogenase activity; flavin adenine dinucleotide binding. NCBI's taxonomy places the organism in Eukaryota, Metazoa, Chordata, Mammalia, Dermoptera, Cynocephalidae. The coding region runs from base 10 to 1365 and encodes 451 amino acids. Gene Ontology annotation, biological process: L-leucine catabolic process.